Molecule: messenger RNA, 9575 nt
Organism: Syngnathus typhle (broad-nosed pipefish)
Lineage: Eukaryota; Metazoa; Chordata; Actinopteri; Syngnathiformes; Syngnathidae
Gene: crebbpa
Product: CREB binding protein a
Exons: 31
Coding region: 848-8365 (2505 amino acids)
Biological process (GO): positive regulation of transcription by RNA polymerase II
Cellular component (GO): nucleus; transcription regulator complex; histone acetyltransferase complex
Molecular function (GO): zinc ion binding; chromatin DNA binding; transcription coactivator activity
Source: RefSeq, a predicted model, not a curated record
GAAAAGAAAAAAACUUUUUUGUAUCGAAGGAAUCAACAGCCGCCAUCUUGUUGUGGCUCGGAAUCGGGAUUUCGGUCCAACACUGGGUUUAAUGUUGAAAUCGAGCAUGCUUUCCGCGGUAUGACAGCAUCCUCCCCCCGAAAAUGAAAUCUUAACAUCGACUCGGAGACAUUUUGUGCAGAAAAAAAGGAGAAAUUGGAUCGGUGGUCGUCGGACAGAAACGCUCGGUAUAUCCGAUUUCCCCUUCAGAGUGCGGCGAUUGAGCCCUGUCGCCGUUCGGGAGCAGCAUUGUUUACCGUUCGCAAGCUGGCAUCGGACCUUGGCUUUCGAAGUGAAUUGCAAAAUCCGCCCAUUUUUGUGCACCCGUGCAUUUUUGUGGAGCGUCUAUCUUUUUUUUUUUUUGCAUGAAGAAAUUUUGACGUCACGCAAAAUGGGUACUUUUAACAUUUAGAAUUUACGACCUUUUCAUCGGAAUGCAGCAGUUCACCUGAAUUCAUUAGAUUGACGUCUUCAAGUUCGAUCUUUUCAUGGGGAAUCUUUUAAUUGGGGUUAUUUAAUGCUAAUAAUGUGGGUGUUGGGUGUUGGAUUAUCAUGGGGUGAAUGGCGGUGGCGGAGCGGGGCGCUAUUGCAUCUCUUUUGAAGACACAGCACGGAGGAGCUAACUAACGCUAGCUUUUAACUUAGCUGAUAGCUGGCGUCCAAGCUAGCUGUUAGUCGGUUAGCUAACGUUAGCAGGCUGUCACCUCGCUAAUGUGCUAGCCGGGAAGCUUUGGGCUUGAGCGAUCAACGAGCCUGUCACACAAUAAUUGCGGUUCUCGUCGAAACUGACCAGUGGGAGAAGGUAACCAUGGCUGAAAACCUGCUGGACGUCGGACCUCCGAGCUCCAAGCGGCCGAAACUGAGUUCACCUGCCCUAUCGGCGUCUGAUGGACCAGAUCUUGGAUCACUGUCUUGGGACGAUCUCGAAAAUGACCUUCCAGAUGAGUUAAUCCCCAAUGGUGGAGACUUGAGCCUUAUGGGUGGGAUGCCUACAAACGGUGGAAGCGCACCUGGCUCUGGUGGGCCUGGCGGCACUAGUACGGUCCCAGAUGCAGCUGCAAAACACAAGCAACUCUCCGAGCUUCUACGAGCUGGUAGCACCUCCACGAUGACGGGUGUAGGAUUGAGCUCCGGUAGCCCUCAACCUGGAAGCAUGGGGCCGCAGCUUGGCACACCUUUGGGUAAGAGCCCCCUUGGCCAAGGUUCUCCCAACAAUCACCCAUCGCCUCAAGCCCAGAAAGCAGGAACACCAACCGGAGUAGCAGGGCAGAACAACAAUGCUUCAACAAUGAGUCUGAACAGCCCAGGCUUCAAUCAGGCCUUGAUGAAUAAUAGCCAGGGUCAUUCCGGGCUGUUGACGCAGAGUGGGCAGCCCCAACCUGGGCAGGUCAUGAAUGGGGGACUUGGGCCUGGUGCUGGAAGAGGGCGAGGAGCAGGGGUGGUUGGCAUGCAGUACCAGGGACAAUCCAUGCAAGGAGCUGCAUCGGGAGCAAGCAGUGCUUUGGCAGACACUCUUACCCAGGGAGCAGGACAGCAGAUGGCUGCACAUGCUACACUUAAUGCAGCACAGCAAGCAAGCAACAUGAAUAAGAUUGGCCUGGGUAGCAAUGGGGGUCCAUUUGUGGCUCAGUCCUAUGGACAGGCUGCUGCAGGCCCUGGCCCUCAGCUCAACCCUCAGCAGCAGCUCCAGAACAAGUCGGCCCUUGCCAACAAUCUACCACCUUUCCCAAAUGAACUCAAGGGGGCAGCUGUCAACAGUGUGCCAAACAUGCAGCCACAGCUACAGGCAGCCAUGUUGCCACUGGCCGGCGGCGGAGGUGUGGCAGUGCCUUCAGCGGGCCCAACAGCCGACCCAGAGAAGCGCAAGCUGAUCCAGCAGCAGCUGGUCCUGCUGCUCCAUGCACACAAGUGCCAGCGGAGGGAGCAGGCCAAUGGGGAGGUGCGGGCCUGUGCCCUACCUCACUGUCGCACCAUGAAGAACGUCCUCAACCACAUGACCCACUGCCAAGCUGGGAAGUCAUGCCAGGUGGCUCACUGUGCAUCGUCCAGACAAAUAAUCUCCCACUGGAAGAAUUGCACACGGCAUGACUGUCCGGUCUGCCUGCCGCUGAAGAACGCCAGUGACAAGCGCACACAGCAGCCCAUGCUGAGUUCCCCCAAUACAAGUCUCCAAAAUUCCAUGUCUACGGUUGGUGUGGGCCAGUCGAGUGCCCCUACCAUUAAUACCUCAACCCCCAUUGACCCCAGCUCCAUGCAGAGAGCUUACGCAGCACUUGGGCUGCCUUAUGGUAGCCAAGCCACUGGGCAGGCCCAGUCCCAGCAGGCCUCAGGUCCAGGGCAGCCUACAGGUGCACAGAAUGUUCAGGCCCAGCUUCCUCAACAGAUGCGAUCCAUCAAUGCGCUUGGUAACCAGAUGGCCCUUACAGGUGCUGCAAUGGGUGUGACGUCCUCAGAACAGUCCAAUCUGCAUACUGAUUCUCUUUCCAACACACUCAACACUAACAAUCAGCUGUUGUCAGAUGGUUCAGGUGUAGGCUCAUUGGGCAACCUACCCACAGCAGCACCCAUCUCCGCCACCGGCACUAGAAAAACCUGGCAUGAGCAUGUCACCCAGGACUUGCGGAAUCACCUGGUACACAAACUAGUGCAAGCCAUAUUUCCUACCCCUGACCCGGCAGCAUUGAAGGACAGACGGAUGGAGAACCUAGUUGCUUAUGCUAGAAAGGUGGAGGGGGACAUGUACGAGUCGGCAAAUAGCCGGGAUGAAUACUAUCACUUCCUUGCGGAAAAAAUAUAUAAAAUCCAAAAGGAACUGGAAGAGAAGCGGCGCUCACGGCUACAGAAACAGAUUAUCAAUCAGGCACCCAUGGCUGCCCAGGGUGCCCAGCAACCAGGUCUCCCACAGCCCAACCCCUUGGGCCCCAGGCCACAGAAUGGACCUAAUCCUCUGCCCAACAUGCCAAAUCAAAUCAUGAACCGCAUGCAGGUUUCACAAGGAAUCAACCAAUUUAAUCACAUGGCUCUGCCCAACGCUCAAAUGUCGCAAACAACGAUGGGGGCUCGCGCUGCCUCUCCAAUGAACCACCCUCAACAAAUGAACAUGAGCUCCGUUCCAGCGGUGGGAAUGUCACCCUCCCGGAUGCCUCAAGCCCAGGGUAUGAUCACUGGUCACAACAGUGGCAACAUGGUGGGCCAGACAGCCAGCCAGGGACAGUUUAUGGCUCAGACUCAGUUCCCUCCUGGAUCUACUGCCGUCUCUGCAACAGGGGCAAUGAAUGUCACAUUGGCAGCUGGGAUGGGUCAGCCACCAGCACAGGCUGCUGUUACUCAGCAGCAACAGCAGCCGAGUGCUAACCUCCCCAUGAAUGCACUUGCUCCCUCGCUGGGCCCUCAGCUAGCCUCUUCCCAAACCCCCUUGCACUCAACUCCUCCUCCUGCGACCUCCUCCGCCUCCACGGCUGGGGCGGGCACUAACCUGCCCCUCCCGCAGUCCUCCAGCCGUAGUGCCACUCCCACCUUGUCUGGCCUUGCGUCUGUCCAAGGUGUCACCCCAUCCUGCCCAACUCAGCCCCAAACACAAGUGGAGAUCCCCUCAUCAGCACAGACGCAGCCCCCGCCUCAGCCCUUGCCUCAGCCCCCCACCACACCGCUGUCUCAACCAGGGCCUAGCCUGGAUAACCGGGUGCCCACGCCGGCCUCAGCUGCUAGUGCGGACCUGCACUCGCAGCAUGUUGCAGCUGACCUGCCUGUCAAGGAGGUCAAAACAGAGCCACACAAUGACAAGCUUGAGUUUGAGGCCGCUGGCGGCAAAAUUGAACCCAAAAUGGAGACUGAUGACGACUCGAGUUCCUCGUUGGUGAAGAAGGAGGAGACGGAGGAAAAGCAAGAGACAAUGGAAGUAGAGGAGAAAAAGAUAGAACUCAAGACAGAGCCUAAAAAAGAGGAAGUGGAAGGAACCAACAGAACGACCUCCUCUUCGCCCCCUCGGAAGAAAGUCUUCAAGCCUGAGGAGUUGCGGCAGGCUUUGAUGCCAACUUUGGAAUUGCUCUACAGGCAGGAUUCCGAGUCAUUGCCCUUCAGACAGCCAGUAGACCCGAUGCUCCUGUGUAUUCCAGACUACUUUGACAUAGUUAAAAAUCCAAUAGAUCUGUCCACAAUCAAACGCAAACUGGACACAGGCCAGUACCAGGAUCCAUGGCAAUACGUUGAUGAUGUCUGGUUGAUGUUCAACAAUGCGUGGCUGUACAACCGCAAGACAUCCCGCGUGUACAAGUGUUGCUCCAAGCUGGCCGAGGUUUUUGAGGCAGAGAUUGACCCCGUCAUGCAAAGUCUGGGUUACUGCUGCGGGAGGAAGUUUGAGUUUUCCCCACAAACCCUCUGUUGUUAUGGGAAACAGCUCUGCACCAUCCCAACUGGAGGCACAUAUUACAGUUACCAGAACAGGUACCAUUUUUGUGAGAAGUGCUUCAAUGAGAUUCAGGGAGAGAGUGUGACAUUAGGGGAUGAUCCUGCACAGCCACAGACGAUGAUAUCAAAAGACCAGUUUGAAAAAAAGAAGAACGAUGUACUGGAACCUGAGCCGUUUGUUGAAUGUAAAGAUUGUGGGCGGAAGAUGCACCAGAUAUGUGUCUUGCACUAUGAGGUUAUUUGGCCAUCUGGAUUCAUCUGUGAUAACUGCCUGAAGAAGAGUGGAAAAACACGGAAGGAUAACAAGUUCUCAGCAAAAAGGUUACAGUCAACACGACUCGGAAUGUAUAUAGAGGAUCGUGUGAAUAAAUUCUUGAAGAGACAGAACCACCCGGAAGCUGGAGAGGUGUUUGUGCGAGUGGUUGCAAGCUCUGACAAAACGGUGGAGGUUAAACAAGGCAUGAAAGCGAGGUUUGUGGAUACGGGUGAGAUGCCAGAGACCUUUCCCUACAGAACCAAAGCACUUUUUGCCUUUGAAGAGAUUGAUGGGGUCGAUGUGUGCUUCUUUGGCAUGCAUGUCCAGGAGUACGGCUCUGAAUGCCCGUUCCCCAACACUAGACGAGUCUACAUAUCAUACCUUGACAGUAUUCACUUCUUCAAACCUCGAGUUUUGAGAACAGCGGUGUACCAUGAGAUCCUAAUCGGCUAUUUGGAAUAUGCCAAGAAACUCGGCUAUGCUCAAGGUCACAUUUGGGCGUGUCCACCAAGUGAGGGAGAUGACUACAUCUUCCACUGUCAUCCUCCCGAGCAGAAGAUUCCCAAACCUAAGAGGCUUCAGGACUGGUAUCGGAAAAUGCUGGACAAGGCCUUUGGAGAAAGAAUCUUGCACGACUACAAGGAUAUUUUCAAACAGGCAACUGAGGACCGACUAACCAGCGCCAAUGAGUUGCCCUAUUUUGAAGGAGACUUCUGGCCCAAUGUUCUGGAAGAAAGUAUCAAGGAGCUUGAGCAGGAGGAGGAGGAGAGAAAAAAAGAGGAGAACACUGCUGCUUCUGAAACGCCAGAGGGUACCCCAAGUGACAGCAAAAAUGCUAAGAAGAAAAACAACAAGAAGACAAAUAAAAACAAAAGCAGCAUGAGUCGAGCUAACAAGAAGAAGCCCGGAAUGCCGAAUGUGGCGAAUGAUUUGUCCCAGAAGCUUUAUGCCACCAUGGAGAAGCACAAAGAGGUGUUCUUUGUAAUCCACCUCCACUCCGGCCCCAUGGUCAACACUUUGCCCCCGAUUAUCGACCCGGACCCCUUGCUCUCCUGUGACCUGAUGGAUGGCCGUGACGCUUUCCUGACUUUGGCCAGGGACAAACAUUGGGAGUUCAGCUCUCUCAGAAGAUGCAAGUGGAGCACCAUGUGUAUGCUCGUUGAGCUGCACAACCAGGGACAAGACCGCUUUGUGUACACUUGCAAUGAAUGCAAGCAUCACGUCGAGACACGGUGGCACUGCACAGUGUGCGAGGACUUCGACCUUUGUAUUAAUUGUUAUAAUGCAAAGGGUCAUGAGCACCAGAUGGUGAAAUGGGGUCUCGGCUUGGAUGAUGACAGCAACAGCCAGAGUGGCGAGGCCUCAAAGAGCCCACAGGAAAGCCGGCGGUUGAGCAUCCAGCGUUGCAUCCAGUCUCUCGUCCACGCUUGUCAGUGCCGCAACGCCAACUGUUCUCUGCCGUCCUGCCAGAAGAUGAAGAGAGUGGUGCAGCACACCAAGUGUUGCAAGCGGAAAACAAAUGGCGGCUGUCCUGUGUGCAAGCAGCUUAUUGCUCUAUGCUGUUACCACGCAAAGAACUGUCAGGAGAAUAAGUGUCCGGUGCCGUUCUGCCUGAAUAUCAAGCACAAGCUUCGCCACCAGCAGCUGCAACACAGACUCCAGCAGGCUCACUUAAUGAAGAGAAGAAUGGCUACCAUGCAAGGCAGAACCAUGCCACUACCGUCCCCGCCGGCGUCAGCUGCUCCAACAACUCCCACUUCCCAUACCCAGCCCAACACACCCCAGACGCCACAGCAGUCGCUGUCCAGUCAGCCUCAGACCCCCAACUCUGCAGGUGUCAUGUCGCCCUCGUUCCCCAGCGCACCUCGAAACGGACAGCCUCAAGCAACUGUGCCCCAGGGUAAGCCAGGGCCCCAAGCCUCCCCUCUGCAUCAGCAACCCUCCCCUGUUCCACAGCCACCUCAGCCGCAACAAAUGCAGCAGCAGCAGCAACAGCAGCCGCCUCCUCUCGCUGCUGUCAAGAUGGCACGCCACAUUGAGUUGAUGGCACAGGCCCAACAGAACCAGCAGAACUAUCUGGUCAACAUGAAUGGCUUGCCCAUGAACCCCCAGCAGCCACAGCAGCGUAUGGCAGGACCGAUGCAAGCACCCAUGCAGAUGGUACCAGGACCUCGGGGACCACAGGUCAUGCAACCCAACAUGGCCCCAGGUCAAUGGCCUGGACCUGCCGGGCCCAUACAGGCUGCACAAACUCAACAGCAAGGCCUUGUUCCAGGCCAGAACCCCCAACAGGCCAUGACCAUGCAGCGAACCAUGAUGGCCCCUGGACAGCAACCUCAAGGCCAGAGGAUGCUCAUUCCACAGCAGCCUGGUGCAAGGCCACAGGCACCACAGAGACCUGGUGCCAUAGCCCCCAAUGCUCUUCAGGAUCUUCUCCGUACCCUCAAGUCUCCCAGCUCACCUCAGCAGCAACAGCAAGUCCUCAACAUCCUCAAAUCAAACCCUCAGCUAAUGGCUGCCUUCAUCAAACAACGAACAGCCAAGUACCACGCCAACCAACCGCAGCAGCCCGGUCAGCAGCCAGGUUUGCCCACAAUGCAGACCAUGGCCAUGCCGGGAGGCACUGUGCAGAGGCCAGGGAUGCCAUCUCAACAGUCUCAGCAGCCUCCUGCUCAGGGUAUAGCAGCGAUGGGGGCUCAAGGGCAGGUGAUGAACGCAGCACAUAACACCAAUCCGCAGAUUCAAGAGCUCUAUCGUCGGCAACUGUUAAGACAGCAGCAGCAGCAGCAGCAGCAGCAGCAGCAACAACAACAACAACAACAGCAGCAGCAACAGCAGCAACCGCAACAGCAACAGGGAGUGAUGCCUCAGGGACACCCUGGCCAGUUCCCUGCCCAGGCUCAGGCCACAGCAGCUACGUACUCGCAGCUCCGCAUGCAACAACAGCAGAUGCAAGCCAUGCAAGGAGGCGCAGGAGCAGCUAGCGGCCCAAUGGGCCAGCUACCAUCAAUGGCUCAGAUGGCUCAGCCGGGCAUGGGAAUGGACCCUGCUCAAAAAAUGCUCCAUCAACGAAUGCUGCAGCAGCAGCAGCAGCAGCAACAGCAGCAGCAGCAGCAGCAGCAGCAACAACAACAGCAGCAGCAACAGCAGCAGCCGCUGCAACAACAACAACAGCAGCAGCCGCAACAACAACAACAGCAGCAGCCGCCGCCGCAGCAGCAGCAACUUCCUCAGCAGCAGGCCGUCCUCAAGCAGCAGAUGGCUUCUCCCGCACAGCCCAGCCCCAUGAGUCCCCAGACCCACCUGCUUGCCGGCCAGACCUCCCUCGCCAACAGUCUCAGCAACCAAGUCCGCUCUCCUGCCCCUGUUCAAUCCCCACGUCCACCCUCGCAGCCACCACCACAUUCCAGUCCUUCGCCGCAGAUCCAGAACCAGCCCCAGCCCUCACCGCAGCACCCGCCUCCAUCCCACUCCAGUUCCCCCCACCAUGGACUUGGGGGCCCACUGUCUGGGUCCAUGGAACAAGGACACCUGGGGACACCAGAACAAAGCGCCAUGCUACCCCAGCUCAAUCCUCCUAACCGAGGGGUACUAAAUAGUGACUUGAGCAUGGUGGGAGAUGCUACAGGAGACACUUUAGAGAAGUUUGUGGAGGGAUUGUAGCAUUUCUGUUGAGAAAUGAAGAACUACCGCGUCUCAGCACCUGAGACCCCUCCUAGAUUCUUCCUAACUUCCCCUCAGACUCUUUAUCUAAGAGGGCUUUGUUUGUUCUUUCUACUAUUGAGAUCUUUUUUGUACCUGUAUAAAAAAACUGUUGUAAAAACAAAAAAGAGAAUUUGGUAGAGGAACAAAAAAAAUAAAAGUCCAACACCCCGUGAAAAUGAACUAUUCCUUAGUUAAGGUUUUUUUCCCCCCUUCCUGAAAAUGUAACGGGGUUUGCAAUUCGCUUCUUAAAAUGCAAUUUAAGUCACAAAGAAUAUAUUUUUUGGUUAAGACCAAAUUUGUUCAAUACGCAAUUUAUUUUUGGUUGGUUCUUGGUGUGAUUUCAUACCAUCCUCAUUUUUUUUUGUAAAUGUACAAUUGCAUUAUAUUAUUCAUAUCUUUUGUACUAUUAGAAAGAAAAAAAAAAUCUUUUGUUUAAGUUGCGGCACCGGGCCAGGUUUUUUGUUCUGUUCUCAAGCUGUCGUUCCUGGCAUUUGUGGUCACGCGUUAAACCAUUGCUCCAAUAUGAUGUGCCGAGGGACUGAGACCUCUCUCUUCUCUGUGUGUAUGAAGAGCACUCAGUUGUAUUAAAAUAGGAAAUGGACUGUGGCAGGUUGUUUACACAGACAUGUAUACAGGUGCACAUGAAGACACCGAUGCAAACCUCACACUCACUAAAAGAAUCAUGCAUCCUACUGGUUUCACAAAUCCCCUAAAACUAAGAUUUACAGCCUCCAUCUCAGAUGCCUGGAAGUUGGAAACUCUUGUUUUGCAGGUGUAGAAAAUCGUUACUUUGACAUUAAAAAAAAAAAGAAAUUGUCAUGCUUUUUUGAUACAAAUAUUGUAAAGCGAAAGAGACCAGUGGCUAUAGGUGUGAGGUGCAGAGAUCAUCCAGCCUUUAAAUUAUACACUAAAGUGCGUUUGAAGAAUGGAGGCACCAUCAAGAUUCUCUUGGGUGUCAUCAAGGCUCAUUCCUCUUACAAAAAACUUGAACGGGUGGGAAGAGUUUGCUUUUUCUCCGAUUGUAAAGCCAAUAUUAAGCAAAAUACUAUAAAUAUAGGAGAGAACGAAAACACUGUACAAACUGGUAAAAGGCUCAUUUCUUACUUCUAUACCAUAUUGUUAAAUAAACUGCAACAGAUGAACUACAGAACUGUUGACUAAAUCAUGA